Messenger RNA from Ooceraea biroi (clonal raider ant), 707 nucleotides. Its product is annotated as CDGSH iron-sulfur domain-containing protein 3, mitochondrial. Gene Ontology annotation, molecular function: 2 iron, 2 sulfur cluster binding. Gene Ontology annotation, cellular component: mitochondrion. The record is from RefSeq and is a predicted model, not a curated record. Lineage: Eukaryota; Metazoa; Arthropoda; Insecta; Hymenoptera; Formicidae.
UGCAUCUCCCUCCCACUCCGACACGCAAUUAGCGUGAUCAACAGUGAUCAGUGUGAUCGUUGCUUUCGUUUUAACACGAUACGUGAUCGGCGAUUUAACAGUAUGAGCAUUUUAAAUCGACUACCGCGACUCGCUCGUUUAAGCGCUCUCCAUCGCGAGAAUGUUUCUCGCUUCUCUACAGAAUCCAAGGAACCGCCGAUACCGGUAAAUCCGCUGAAGGACGUGUACAGCGCUAACCAGCAGCCCAGUACUGGAGUGGUGUAUGACACGAAGCCAUUCAGGAUACGCCUCGAGGUUGGCAAGAAUUACUCGUGGUGCCUGUGUGGCCAGAGUAAGAACCAGCCGUUGUGCGAUGGCACGCAUCGAGACACUUUCCUCAAGAUCAAGCUCAGACCCAUUCGCUUCAACGUUACGGAGACUAAGGAGUACUGGCUGUGCAACUGCAAGCGGACAUCGAACAGACCCUUCUGCGAUGGCACGCACAAAACGUUAGAUAAAUAUGAGAAGAAAGAUAAACGAUAGACGGCGCCAUGCGAGUCGCGCAAUUAUCAUGAAUCUUGAAAAACUAGGGGCUGCUUCGUGUGCGACUGCAUGCGUCAUAUUUUUUACAAAUAUAUGCAGUAGUGUAUAAUACACGUAUACCUGUAUGAUUGUUAUUAUUACAACGUUUUGCCAUCGUGAUAUUUUAAUAAAACGCUAUUAUAUUG